GCAAAUCAAGGACGCUCUGCACGUACUAUUCAUCUUCCAUUGUUGCUUUGCUUUGCUUUGCUUACCGGCAACCAUGGCCAGCACUCGUGCAGCAGCAACUCUCCUUUUGCUCCUCGCGCUCGCCGGCACCUCGUCGGCGCAGCUGUCCACGGGCUUCUACUCCUACUCGUGCCCCGGCGUGUACGGCGCCGUCAAGUCGGUGAUGCAGUCCGCCAUCGCCAGGGAGAAGCGCAUGGGGGCCUCCAUCCUCCGCCUCUUCUUCCACGACUGCUUCGUCCAGGGCUGCGACGCGUCGCUGCUGCUGGACGACACGCCCAGCUUCCAGGGCGAGAAGAUGGCCAACCCUAACAACGGCUCCGUCAGGGGAUUCGAGGUCAUCGACGCCGUCAAGUCCGCCGUCGAAAAGCUGUGCCCCGGCGUCGUCUCCUGCGCCGACAUCCUCGCCAUCGCCGCCAGGGACAGCGUCGUCAUCCUGGGUGGUCCGACCUGGGACGUGAAGGUCGGGCGGCGGGACUCCACGACGGCGAGCUUCAGCGGCGCCAACAACAACAUCCCGCCGCCGACGUCGGGCCUCGCCAACCUCACGUCGCUCUUCGCCGCGCAGGGACUUUCUCAGAAGGACAUGGUCGCGCUCUCUGGUGCUCACACCAUCGGGCAGGCACGCUGCACCAACUUCAGAGCCCACAUCUACAACGACACCGACAUCGACGCUGCCUUCGCGAGAACGAGGCAGUCAGGCUGCCCAAGCACCUCAGGCGCCGGCGGCGACAACAACCUGGCGCCAUUGGACCUCCAGACCCCUACCGUCUUCGAGAACAACUACUACAGGAACCUCCUCGCCAAGAAGGGGCUCCUGCACUCCGACCAGGAGCUCUUCAAUGGCGGAGCCACCGACGCGCUGGUCCAGUCCUACGUCGGGAGCCAGAGCGCGUUCUUCGCGGAUUUCGUGGCGGGCAUGAUCAAGAUGGGCGACAUCACACCGCUGACCGGCUCCAACAACGGACAGAUAAGGAAGAACUGCAGAAGAGUCAAUUAGCAGAUAGCUAGCUAGGGUCACUAAUUAAGACCCAUGCAUGGCUGUUGAACUGCAAGCUAAGUAAACACUAUGUGAGAUCGUCGCGUUGAUGUGCUCACAUGUCGUCUUUUUAUUUGGGUGAAGGAUGGAUGCAUGUAUCAGAUCACUUGUUGUUUAAUUAAUGCCAUUUCAGUCUUUGUCC
Messenger RNA from Zea mays, 1217 nucleotides. Its product is annotated as Peroxidase 67. Bases 74 to 1036 code for a protein of 320 amino acids. Gene Ontology annotation, molecular function: heme binding; peroxidase activity. The record is from RefSeq and is marked provisional. NCBI's taxonomy places the organism in Eukaryota, Viridiplantae, Streptophyta, Magnoliopsida, Poales, Poaceae. The transcript is spliced from 4 exons. Gene Ontology annotation, biological process: response to oxidative stress; hydrogen peroxide catabolic process.